This is a messenger RNA of Raphanus sativus (radish), 1029 nucleotides long. RefSeq names its product gamma-interferon-responsive lysosomal thiol protein. The record is from RefSeq and is a predicted model, not a curated record. Bases 62 to 859 code for a protein of 265 amino acids. Gene Ontology annotation, molecular function: oxidoreductase activity, acting on a sulfur group of donors, disulfide as acceptor. NCBI's taxonomy places the organism in Eukaryota, Viridiplantae, Streptophyta, Magnoliopsida, Brassicales, Brassicaceae. The transcript has 5 exons.
UAUAUCCUACAACACAACACAACAGACCUUUUCUCUUUCUCUUUGCAUUUUUCAAUAACUCAUGGCUUCGAGCAAACUUCUUCAUCUUCUUCUGGUCUGCUACGUUUCUCUUAUCUGCUUUGCAUCAUCGUACGAUCUUUCUGAAACAUCGUCGCCGAAGAAAGUGUCGCUGGGCCUGUACUACGAGUCUCUAUGUCCCUACUGCUCAUCCUUCAUCGUUAACCACCUCACGAAGCUCUUCGAAGAAGAUCUAAUAUCAAUCGUCGAUCUCCAUCUCUCUCCCUGGGGUAACACCAAGCUCCGCUCCUCCUCCGAUAAUAAUAAUGUCACUGCCGUUUGCCAGCACGGUGCGUUUGAAUGCUUAUUGGAUACAGUUGAGGCUUGUGCGAUCGAUGCUUGGCCUAAAUUGAGCGAUCAUUUCCCGUUUAUCCUCUGCGUUGAGGGUUUGGUGACUGAGCACAAGUACGACAAGUGGGAGACUUGUUAUGAGAAGCUCAAUCUUAACUCUAAACCUGUUUCCGAUUGCCUCAGCAGUGGACAUGGAGACAAACUUGAGUUGCAGUACGCUGCAGAAACGAGUCAGCUUCAGCCGCCUCAUCAAUACGUGCCCUGGGUGGUUGUAGAUGGUCAGCCUCUUUAUGAGGAUUAUGAAAACUUCAUAAGCUACAUCUGCAAAGCUUACAAAGGUAAUAAAAAGCCUGCCGCAUGUGCCAAAUACUCAUCCAGGAACUUCAUUCGAAGUGCCAAAGUGAAUCGCUUCCCUCUGGUUUGCCGGAAAGGAGUCGAUAACAUGUGGGAUUUUUUGGAACGUAUCAAAACCUCUUUGUUGUCGUACAUCGACGUCACAGGCCUGCUAUAAACACCCUUCUCUUUGUUUUAUGAUAUGUAGCAUGAUUACUCUAAAAAGCUAUAUGGCUUCUGAGAUAUGAUGAAUAUGUAUGUAUUAACACAAAGUGUAUGGUUGUUGCUCUUGCCUGUUAGGUUGUGUGAAAGACCGGUUGAUAAUAAAGUCUCGGGGCCUUUGAAUUA